Messenger RNA from Aspergillus luchuensis, 330 nucleotides. RefSeq lists its product as uncharacterized. Bases 1 to 330 code for a protein of 109 amino acids. The record is from RefSeq and is a predicted model, not a curated record. NCBI's taxonomy places the organism in Eukaryota, Fungi, Ascomycota, Eurotiomycetes, Eurotiales, Aspergillaceae. The transcript has a single exon.
AUGCAGGGUAACAGGGCACGGAUUUUGACUGCCUGGCCUUUCGGCAUGCGUCUCUCUGCGUUGUUUCCACCGAUAUCAUCGGCGAAGCGAGAAAUCUUUCGGCCUGGCCCGUGGAAUUUUGUGUCUCAUGCCCAGGGAGGAAAGAUGUUAGGAGAAUCUUCACCCCAGACUUCUUCUUCCUUCGUCACGUGCCCGCUGCAAGCUGCUGAUCGUCGCCAAAUGGGGCGGCGACGACUUUCCUCUGUAGGACUCCUUCCCCCCUCGCCAAACGGCCGCCGCUCGCCAUCGCAACGCCGUCCCUUGAUGCAUUUCCAGAACACGGCUGCCUAG